GUACUUCACCUGGAAAGGCAACGCUCUCUGGAGUUUAUUCCUGGGAUGUUGAUGGAGUGUAUCAACUUUCCAAUCACCUUUAUUCAGCUUCCGUCAUCCACACCAGUAGGCGCUGAAGGCUCCAGAAGCUCUACCCUUUGCUUCCUCCUUCAAAACAUUCAUCCCUUUCCAGAAGCUCCCAGAGCAGUCUGCCAACUCACGACGUUGCCGUCCCCGCAGGCUCCGCUGUGCGCUACCUUGUGACGUCACCGAGAGAAGAGGCGGGCUCUCCCCUGCCACCAGAAGUUGUCCUCUUUUCUGAUUGGUCACUGGAAGGCGCCUGUCAAGACGCGUUGCCUUUCCCUUGCGCGCUGAGUGUGGCAUCCUUGUGGUUUGUGAGACCGAGGCUCCUAUAAGGUUCACAGCUCGCCCGCCCUUUCCAUCGGGGACUUGGAUUCGGCUUGCCCCAGGCGUGCGGCUGUCGAAUCCGGGGGAGGGGCUCCAGGACGGCGGCCCGCGUUGCGCAGGUGGGAAGAUGGCGGCGGCCUCGGUCUCGGCGGCUUCUGAUUCUCAGUUUUCGGUAAGGGGUGGCGUUUGUGUGGGUUCCAGGUGGUCUUGGACGGCUCUCUGGGUUGCUUCACUUUUCAGGCGCCUAGAUCUGGCGUCAGCCCUGGUCCCGCAGGAUGGCGGGUUGCCCGAGGACGCGUGCCACUCCGGGAGGCUGCAACUGUGUCUUCUGGAGCAGCAGCCCGCCUCCUUUCCCGCUCUGCGCUCGCAGGUCCUCGCAGCCGGAGCUGUGGAGCGUUGUCCCGAGCCAGGCUGGUGCACGCUCAGGCCUGCUAAAACAAAGCCCCGUCAGUCACGUGAGCGUAACGGCCCAGCUCGGAAACCCUCAGUAACAGGUAGAUGUGCAGGUCUGUAGAGUGACAGCCGCUGAGGCGUCCGUGGUCCCCAGAGUGCAUUUUCGCCGUUGCUACAGGGCCUCUCAGUGUCUGUUGCGCGACCCUUGCAGCCGGAGCCCGGGCAUCCCUACUUCCCAUGGCAUGACUAGGAUACAGUGUGGAAAUGUUGUUUUGGAGAAGCGAUCGGGGAAAUUAAACCGGCGAGAUUAGUCACUGGUGUUUUAAGAGUGGAUUGUGGAGCUCAGUCUUUUGGAAAACGCUCCACUAAGAAGAGAUAGGAAUUAAAUGUGAGAACGCUCGAGUUCUGUUUAGAGAUGCCCCUGUGCCUAGCUGACCCUUGGUCCUAAAGUUACAGGGAAGAAUUGAAUAGAAACCCCAUUCUAAAGAAGGAGCAAAGCACCGUACUAAUUAGAUAAUUGCUGCGCUACAGGCUUGGGUACCAGAGGAGUCUGGGAGAGAUUGAUUAGCAGUAUUAGGGAAGAUAGGAUCUUGAAGAGAGGGUGAGCUGGCUGCCCUGUUGAGAGAAUUUUAAAAGAAGAAAGCACUGCAGGUUUAAGAUCUAUGUGGCUAGACAGUAGGAACGUCCAGGACCCCAGAGACAUCUAGAGGUAGCAAUGAUUAAGAAGAGCUAGAAAUAAAGGUGAAAAUGAAUAAUGAGGGAUGUCAGGAAAUUAUCAGGGUAAUUUUAACAGCGGAUGAGGUAACUUAGGAAUCGUAGUUUCAACUUUCUGUGGCUACUAGAACUUGUGAGAAGGUCAGAAUAUUUCGUUUUCCAAACAGAUCUAAGAUCUAGAGAAGAGAUGAAGCAAGUCAUUGGGAGUUAAUCCAGUGUCAGGUCAACGGAAGGUAAAAGAAAAACUACCAGAACUAAGUGCCAGCAGAUGCAUGAAUUAUACGAGAUACAGUUGAUUAAACCUGGGGAAGGAGAGCUCUUUCUUUGCUCUCAAAACUUAGAAAUUGGAAACUCAGGCAACUUCGAUUGAACUGCACUCAAGGCCAUCAGGGCAGUGCCACAGGGAUGCAGUUAAUCCCUAGUCCUUAGGGUAGACCCAGCAGAAAUUUAAAGCCUGUUUCAUGGAAAAAUAGAUCUUGUGACUCUGUCUGGAGUUGGGAACAGAAGAGAAACUAUUUUUACUCCACCAUAGUAAAUGUGUGUAACAAUAGUGUUUGAAAUAAAAGGUUUGGAGAUGCGUUGAUAGAAAGAUGCUGUUAGUAGGGUAACAAGAAAAUGCCUCCGUGUUAGGGUGUAAGCAGGCAACUGGAGGUAGGAAGGGACCUUUGCAAGCAGAAUAAUUGCAGCAAUGAAAAUAAGAGUAGGGCUGGAGAGAUGGCUCAGCGGUUAAGAGCACUUGACUACUCUUCCAGAGGUCCUGAGUUCAAUUCCCAGCAACCACAUGGUGGCUCACAACCAUCUGUAAAGAGAUCCGAUGCCCUCUUCUGGUGUAUCUGAAGACAGCUACAGUGUACUUAUAUAUAAUAAAUGAAUAAAUCUUUAAAUAAGAAAACAAGAGUGGAUUGUGGGUAUUUGAAAUCAAAGUCCGUAUUGCUGAAAAAACUGGUAGGGAGACUAUCAAAAGAAAGUGUCAGGAAACGAUAUAAGGGUUAGCCUGGUACUUGCUACAUUAUGUGGGAAUUGUGUGAGUGGUAAGAAUUUUGAGUUGUAGUCCAUGGGGUUUUGAUUAGAUCUAUUAACUUGACUCAGUUUUUAAAGGAUCAUUAUCACUAGCAAGCUGAUUGGAAGAGCAGACUUAAGAAAUGUAAAAAGUGAGGGGUUGGGGAUUUAGCUCAGUGGUAGAGCACUUGCCUAGCAAGCUCAAGGCCCUGGGUUCAGUCCUCAGCUCCGGAAAAAAAAAAAAAAAAAAAGAAAUGUGAAAAGUGGUGUUUCAAGUAAUUCAAACUAAAAAUAGAGCUAUAGCAAUAUUAAAGUAUAAAAGAUUCUAAAUAUGUUAUGGAGAAAGAACCCUGGAUGAUUUACAGAGAGUAGAUGAGAGGUAAAUAAAAAUUACCUCUAUUGGGUUUUAUGUUUGUAUGGGUUAGUUUGGUAAAUGGCAGUGGUCUUUGUUUUGGUAUGCUGGCAGAGGAGCAGAUUUGGGGACUAACCAAGACUUUAGUUAUAACCAUGCUGCAUGUUAGUUGAGACAUCCAAGUAGCUAGUGAAUAAUGUGAAUUUAGAGUUUUAGAUUGAGAUCUCCAUUCUGUGUUUUAAAUUUGAAAGACAAAUAAAAAUGAAGAGCCUGAGAGUAGAUGAGACUUCCCAAGCGGUUAGAGAUCCAGGGAGUUGAUGAAGGAGAGUCUAUGGGAUUAAGGGGAAAUCCUUGUUGGGUUCCUCCACUGAGGGUUAUGUGAACGAUCACAGAAAUGUGAUCCAUGCUUCUGAGAGAUUGCUGACUUCAGCAAUGUAGAGGAACUGGUGAGUUUGAUGAGCUGUUUGCUUCUUAGGAAUGAGUAAAGAGGGGUGACUUAAAGUAGCAAUUGCAAACAUCCUUUGAAAGAUUAUUUUACUUAAAAUUUUGAUAGUUUUAAUUGAUGUGUGCAUGAUGAUGAGGGGAGGUGCACCUGCCACAGUUUGUUUUUGGAGAUCACAGGACAGUUUUGGAGUUGUCUCCUUUCACCAUUAAGUGGAUUCUGGGAAGUAAACUCGGUUCAUUAGGCUUGUUCAGCACGUACCUUUAUCUACUGCACUAGAGUUUGUUUUAAAAAAAAACUCAAGAUCAGUCUAGGGUUGAAGAGUCUUGUAGUUCAGGAAAAGGUUUUGUCUUUCCCCUUUCCUGGCCCUGGGACAGAUGUAGUGGAGAAGGGAAAUAGAGACACCAGGAGGGGUUUAAUCUGAGGAGGUGAGACUUUGAAAAGCUAAGUGGAGACAGACAGGUUGCUUGCUGCUAGUUUUGAAAGAAGGAAGAGCUAGUUCAUGGAUUUUCUUUUUAGAACUAGUUGUUUAUUCAGUUCAAGUGAUCACAUAAAUUUUUUUGCUUUCGUGAGGGGGAACUAGAACAAAAUCACUUAGUUUAGCUUGAAUGUUAAAUGAUGGGAUUCUAGCUGUGUCUAGCUAACCAAUAAAAACACAGUGUUCGGGGCUGGGGAUUUAGCUCAGUGGUAGAGCGCUUACCUAGGAAGCGCAAGGCCCUGGGUUCGGUCCCCAGCUCCGAAAAAAAGAACCAAAAAAAAAAAACAAAAAAAAAACAGUGUUCUCUGUUAGUUAUAUGUAAGAUCAAGGUACCAGACAAUUCAUAAUAACAUUGACAAUAUUUUAAGAAGUGAAAACUUAACUGUUUUUCAGGUUACUUUCAAAAUAAAUUUUUAUUAUUAUACAGGUAUUUGGAGAGUUCUGCUUACUCCAGGACAUACAUGGUUUAUUGUUGCGAAUACCCAUCAUUCCUUUGCAGACUUCAUUAAUACAAGAUUGAAAAUCCUAAUGUGUUAUGACACUGAGAAGGCCGAUGAGUGUGUGAGAACUCUGAACAGCUGGCAGUCAUCCUGUCUUCUACCUUGGCUCCUAGAACCUCCAUGACUUCCCUCUUUCCUGAGUGUCCAAACUAUAAACUCACCACUGCUAAAAUUCUCGUUAACUUUCAGAGAGCGUCCUAGCUGAACCAUCAAGGUCUAAUGGAAAUAUGGUUCAUCAUUCUUCAUCACCAUAUGUAUUGUAUCCACCUGAUAAGCCUUUCCUUAACAGCGAUCUGAGACGCUCCCCAAAUAAGCCCACGUUUGCCUAUCCGGAAAGCAACAGCAGAGCCAUAUUUUCUGCUCUUAAGAAUCUUCAAGAUAAGAUUCGACGCCUGGAACUGGAAAGAAUUCGGGCAGAAGAAAGUGUGAAAACCUUGUCUAGGGAGACAAUUGAGUAUAAGAAAGUAUUGGAUGAACAGAUACAAGAGAGGGAGAACUCAAAGAAUGAAGAAUCAAAGCACAAUCAAGAACUGGCAUCUCAGUUGGUAGCUGCAGAAAAUAAAUGUAAUCUUUUAGAAAAACAAUUGGAAUACAUGCGAAAUAUGAUAAAGCAUGCAGAAAUGGAGAGAACAUCUGUCUUAGAAAAGCAGGUUUCGCUAGAAAGAGAACGGCAGCAUGAUCAAAGCCAUGUUCAGAGCCAGCUGGAAAAACUGGAUCUUCUUGAACAGGAAUAUAACAGACUCACCGCAAUGCAGGCCCUUGCAGAAAAAAAAAUGCAAGAGUUGGAGUCCAAACUCCAUGAAGAAGAGCAGGAAAGGAAGCGUAUGCAGGCUCGGGCAGCGGAGUUACAGAGUGGUAUAGAAGCGAACAGACUUAUAUUUGAAGAUAGAAAUACUUCAUGUGUUUCAACCAGCACUAGAAAAAUAAAGAAAAAGAAGUCAAAACCACCAGAAAAGAAAGGUUUUAGGAACAACUUUGGUGCACAGCCACAUUACAGAUUGUGCUUAGGUGAUAUGCCUUUUGUUGCUGGAACGUCCACCAGUCCCAGCCAUGCCGUGGUAGCCAAUGUUCAGCACGUCUUGCAUCUGAUGAAGCAUCACAGCAGAGCCCUGUGCAAUGACCGGGUUGUUAACAGUGUGCCCUUGGCAAAGCAAGCUUGUUCACGAGGUAGUAAGAGUAAGAAGUCAGUGGCGCCUCCCUCCAGCAGUGUUAACGAAGAACUUUCGGAUGUCUUACAGACGUUACAGGAUGAAUUUGGGCAAAUGAGCUUUGACCACCAGCAGCUUACUAAACUCAUACAGGAAUCACCCAGUGAGGAGCUGAAAGACAACCUGGAGUGUGAACUGGAGGCAUUAGUGAGAAGAAUGGAAGCGAAGGCCAACCAGAUAACUAAAGUUCGAAAGUACCAAGCCCAGCUGGAGAAACAAAGCACAGAUAAGCAGAAGGAACUAAAAGGUAACAAGAAGACUCUUGAUGAAGAAGGAAACAGCAGCAGUCGUUCAUCUGUAAUCACAAGGACCACAAGUAAGAAGGAUUUUACCAAACAGAGACCUGGAGAAAAAAGCAGGAAAAAUCUUCAGUUACUGAAGGACAUGCAAACCUUACAGAAUUCAUUACAGAGUAGUAAUGUGUGUUGGGAUUACUGACACCAGGUCAUAUGAUGUACCUUACUGGUCAUAAACAAUGUACUUACUGGACCAUGAGCAGACUUUCCAGGUCUCGUGCUUGCUAAGCUGCCAUUACUGGCCGGUGUUAGGGCCAGGCUUCAUUACAGUGUGAUGUGCUGUGCAGCACAACUAAAUGGACAUGGAGUUCUGCAGCAGAGAAGCCGCAUUGUGUCUUUGAACUUGCUGGAUUCAAACACUGCACUUUGUAAACAAAUGACCAGUUUUUUACUUGUGGGUGUGUUUUUUAAGUAGGUAUAUAUGUAAAUUGGGUUUGAAAAUUCAGAAUAUGAGGGUGUCCCCAUAGUCAGUGCUUGAAGUCUUAUUUUUAAAUCUCCCCAGAGCAUGAAGUGCCCACUACUUUCCCUUCUCCAGAUGACCAUUAAAUGUACUGUUUUCAAGAGGACUUUGUUUUGCUUUGGUAUUUCAGACAUUGAUCAAUAGUAAAUUUACUAUUAAAGACCCAAACAUUUUAAGUCAGUUCCCCAUGAAAUAUGUUACAAUGUCUUCAUAAAACUCUAAACAGUUGUUAAUGAAGUAAAUGAAAUUUUGGAAUAAAGAAUGAGAAUGGGGGGUGUUGGAAAAUGUACGCAUUUGCAGGUUUUAGACAGUACCUGUUUGUAAUCAUGUUAUGCUAAGCACUGUUUAAUUUGACUCUUAGAGAACCCCAUGCUUUUUCCAUACAGUAUGAGGGUAGUAUGUGAACUGAAUACACACAUCUAUCAUGUCAAUGUGAAUUAUUAAUUUUGAAUAGAUCGACAUGUUAAUCUUUAUGAAUUUGGUACUUCAAGUCAAUAAAGCAAUUUUUAAACUUUGCUUAACAGCCACCUAACAAA
Molecule: messenger RNA, 6765 nt
Organism: Rattus norvegicus (Norway rat)
Lineage: Eukaryota; Metazoa; Chordata; Mammalia; Rodentia; Muridae
Source: RefSeq, a predicted model, not a curated record